GGGAGAAUCACAGAGGCUGCGCGCAGGUUGGAGAGUGGAGAACCAAGCGACCACAGGAAGACGCAGAGACGGCGAGCGGGCGCUCGAUCUGCUGGCAGCCAUUCCCGGCCUCUGCCUGGUCGUCGUCCUUGAUACGAGAGGGGCGUGAGCAGUUGCCAUGGCGAGCCAUCACCGUGGAGGAGGCCGCGGCGGCCGGGGCCAGGCGAACUCGAACGUGGCUCAGGGGGGCUAUAGAGGCGGCGGCGGCCGAGGUGGGCAGUUCUACGGUGAUGACCGCGGCGGCAGGGGCGGAGGUCGUGGCUUCGACGGCCGCGGCGGCUACCAGGGAAGCCGUGAUGGGGGCGGUGGCCGAGGCGGCGGAGGGUACCAGGAAGGCCGUGGCGGGGGCGGUGGCCGAGGAGGCGGAGGGUACCAGGAAGGUCGGGGCGGGUGCGGGGCCCGAGGAGGCGGAGGGUACCAGGAAGGUCAGGGCGUGGGCCGAGGCGGCGGAGGGUACCAGGAAGGCCGUGGCGGGGGUGCGGGUGGGGGCGGGGGCCGUGGCGGCGGCUACCAGGGACGCGGUGGCCGCGGAGGCAACGACUACGGCCGCGGCGGCGGGCAGCAGGGAGGAGGCAGCGGUGGUGACUACUUCGGCGGUGACCCCGGGCGCGGGCGCGGCGGUCAGAGCCAGCCUGCCGAUCUGCGCCAAGCCGGGCCACCCCUCUCGGAGCGCUACGCGGCUGCGGCCGCCGCGCUUCGGCAGAAGUUCAAGAUGAUGGACAUCCACCGCGACGAGCCCAUGCUCCCGGCGCGCCCCGGGGUAGGUGCCAAGGGGACGCCGUGCGUCGUCAAGGCCAACCACUUCUUCGUCGGCCUCGUCGACAAGGGCCUGCACCACUACGACGUGACCAUCUCGCCGGAGUCGACGUUGAAGGGCGUUUACAGGGAGCUCAUGUCGAAGCUGGUGUCCGAGCACCAGCAGACCGACCUCGGCGGCCGCCUCCCGGCUUACGACGGCAGGAAGUCGCUCUUCACCGCCGGUGAGCUGCCGUUCAAAAGCAAGGAGUUCGUGAUCACCUUGUUCGGAAACAACAACUCCUUUGACCGAAGGACGGAGAGGAAGUACACGGUGGUGAUCAAGCACGCCACGGCGGUCAGUCUGCACCAGCUGAUGAUGCUCAUGGGGGGCCAAUCCACAGACAUCCCGGGCCAGGCGCUGCAGGUCCUCGACAUCGUGAUGCGUGACAUCGUGCUCAAUGAACGCAACGAUAUGGGGUACGUCGCGGUUGGCCGGUCCUUCUUCUCGCCGGUCAUAGAGGACCUAAAGGAUCUAGGCCUGGGUAUUGAGGGAUGGAAGGGGUUCUAUCAGAGCAUCAGGCCUACACAAAAUGGCUUGUCUGUGAUCAUAGACAUUUCUUCAACAGCUUUCAUUCGACCCCUGCCACUGGUUGAAUUUGUCAAGAAGAUUCUUUACAAGGAAAAAACGAGCAACUUUACUAGUAUUAGUCAUAUGGAUUAUGUCAAGCUCAAGAAGACCCUCAGGGGUGUGAGGAUUGAAGUCACUCACCGAGGAGAUGCACGGCGGAAGUACAGAAUUGCCAGCUUGACCGAAAGUUCUCUUAGUCAUACAAGUUUCACAUCGUCCUCUGGGGUUGAAAAGACUGUCAAGGAUUACUUCAGAGAAGCAUACCAUCUGAAUCUACAGUAUGGUUUUCUCCCAUGUGUACAAGUUGGCACUGAACAGAGGCCCAACUAUCUUCCUAUGGAGGUUUGCAGGAUAGUUCCCGGACAGCGCUACCAGAAGAAGCUGGGAGACACUCAGGUUGCUGCUCUAAUGAAGUUAACCUGUCAGAAGCCAUCUGUCCGCAAGCAAGACAUUUGUCAGGUCGUUGAGCGCAACCAGUACAACAGCACCAAGCGUGCGAAUGAAUUUGGCAUAGAGGUUGACUACAAUCCUACUUCAGUUCAGGCUAGAGUUCUGCCGGCUCCAACUCUGAAGUACCAUGGUUCUGGAGCUGAGAGUUGGUGCUGCCCGAAGGAUGGGCGGUGGAACAUGAUAAAAAGGAAAGUAGUGAAUGGAGCAAGGGUCAGGAACUGGGCCUGCGUCAACUUUUGUCCAGAUUUGAAUAUGGCCGCUGUUCAAAAAUUCUGCUUCGAGUUGGCUAAAAUGUGUCGUACUACUGGAGUGGACAUGGAUAGUUUGAGGCUUCCAAUAUUCAUGGCUCGUCCUGAUCAAGUUGAAGCUGAUCUUCGUGGGCACUAUCAGCAAGCGCGGAACAGGCUGAGCGGUCAAAAGAUUGACCUGCUCCUUGCUAUAUUGCCAGAAAAGAAUGGUGGCUUAUAUGGUAAUUUCAAAAGAAUCUGCGAGACAGAGAUCGGUCUCAUGUCGCAGUGUUGUCUGGAUAAAAAUGUCGAAAAAAUGAGUGCCGCGUACUUUGCAAAUGUUGCUCUUAAGAUCAACGCCAAGGCUGGAGGAAGGAACUCUGUAUUUGCUGAUCCAGGAGUAAGUUUACCGAUUGUUUCGAACAAAGCAACGAUUAUAUUUGGUGCCGAUGUCACUCACCCUGCCGCUCUAGAUGAUACCGCUCCUUCCAUUGCUUCUGUUGUUGCCUCCCUAGACUGGCCCGAGGUGGCCAAGUAUAAUGGUGUUGUUCGCGCACAAGGUCACCGUGAAGAGAUCAUCAAUGGCCUUGAAGACAUUGUCAAGGAACUCCUACUUGCAUUCCAAAAAGAGUCCAAGCAAACGCCCCAGCAGCUGAUAUUCUACAGGGACGGCGUUAGCGAGGGCCAGUUCAAACUAGUGUUGGAAAAAGAAAUCCCAGAGAUAGAAAAGGCUUGGAAAGCACUUUACAAUGAGAAGCCACAGAUCACCUUCAUAGUGGUGCAGAAGAGGCACCACACAAGGCUAUUCCCCAGUGAUCAGCGCUGCAUGGAUAGGAGUGGAAAUGUUCUACCUGGCACAGUGGUUGAUAAGAUGAUAUGCCAUCCAACAGAGUUUGAUUUCUUCCUGUGCAGCCAUGCUGGGAUCCAAGGAACAAGCCGUCCUGCACAUUACCAUGUGCUGCGAGAUGACAACAAGUUCACAGCAGAUGGCCUGCAGUCUCUCACAUAUAACCUGUGCUACACUUAUUCAAGCUGCACUCGCUCAGUGUCGAUCGCUCCUCCUGCAUACUACGCCCACAAGCUCGCAUUCCGUGCCCGCUUCUACGUCACCCAAGGCUCCGACAUGGCAUCGACGGCCAGCUCCGGCAAUACAUCUGCUCCUCCCGCUGCUCGUUCGAGGCCACUUCCAGAGAUAAAGAAUGAACUGAAAAGGUUCAUGUUCUACUGCUAGUCCUUACCAGUUAAACUUCCUGAACAAGGCUUUUGCUCUACUGAAUGCCUUGAGUGUGCUCUGAAUUAGACCUGGAGAAUAAAAUCUGUUAUGGCUGCUGUUUCCUAUCCCUUUUAUUAGACAUGGUAUGGAUAUUGUGCCAGAAAUCUACAAUGUUUAAUUUCCUGUUUCCAGUGACCAGAUUUUGUGUUUGUGGUUAUGUGUUGAAUAAACAUGGAAGUCCAUGCCAAGUUACCAUUUCCAGGUAAUCAGAAUUGCCAGAGGCCUAUAUUCGGUACGUUCUGGUUUA
Molecule: messenger RNA, 3602 nt
Organism: Phragmites australis (common reed)
Lineage: Eukaryota; Viridiplantae; Streptophyta; Magnoliopsida; Poales; Poaceae
Product: protein argonaute 18-like
Exons: 23
Coding region: 158-3313 (1051 amino acids)
Biological process (GO): regulatory ncRNA-mediated post-transcriptional gene silencing
Cellular component (GO): cytoplasm
Molecular function (GO): protein binding; RNA binding
Source: RefSeq, a predicted model, not a curated record